AUGGCGCUGCGCUUCUCCGCCAACCUCUCGUGGCUCUUCCCGGAGCUCCCGGCGCUGCCGGCGCGGCUGGAAGCGGCGGCGGCCGCCGGGUUCGGAGCGGUGGAGGCGGCUUGGCCGGCGGGCUGCCCGGCCCAGGAGCUGCGGGCGGCGGCGGAGCGGGCGCGGGUGCGGAUCGCGCUCCUCAACACCCCCCCCGGGGACCCGGAGGCGGGCGAGCUGGGGCUGGCGGCCGUGCCCGGGCGGCAGGCAGCCUUCCGGCAGGGCCUGGAGGCGGCCGUGCACUACGCCAGGGCUGUGGGCUGCCCCAGGAUUCAUGUGAUGGCUGGGCGGGUUCCCUUGGGCACAGACCGGGCUGCAGUGGCAGGUGAGAUGGAAACCACCUUCAUUGAGAAUCUCAAAUACACUGCUGACCUCCUGUCCCAGGAAGACAUGAUUGGACUGUUGGAGCCUAUCAACAACCGCAUCACUGACCCUCGCUACUAUCUGAACACCCCACACCAAGCUGCUGCCAUCCUGGAGAAAGUGGGACGGCCCAACCUGAAGCUGCAGCUGGACCUUUUUCACUGCCAGAUCAUGGAUGGCAAUUUGUCACGCAACCUGGAGACGUACUUCCCACUCAUCGGUAACACCCUGUGCCCAGACCACUGGGGAGUGGCGUUGACAGGGCCCUCCUACUCCAGGUCUGCUGUAGCUGGCCGGGGGUGUGGGGCUGCUCUUGGGUCACCUUGUCUCAUGCCAAAGAAGGCUGCAGGCAGGGCUGCCUUGGGCAUGGCCUCUCCCCUUCCCUCCCUAGGUCAUAUCCAGAUUGCACAGGUGCCAGGGCGGCACGAGCCCGAUAGCCCUGGGGAGUUGAACUUCCCCUACAUCUUCGAGCUCCUGGAGUCCCUCAGCUACACUGGCUACGUGGGGUGCGAGUAUGCUCCAAAGGGUGAGUGGCCUGCAGGUCUGAGCCCCACGGGCAGGGCCAAGCACAGGCCAGCUGGCUGGGAACUGUGCAAAGACAGGCAGGUCCUGGGGGGCACAGGUAGUGGGUGUCAUCCCUACCUGGGGAUGAGGGCUCUGUCCUGAACAGAAGCUGCUGCAGCUGCAGCAGGAGACCUUGUCUGUC
This is a messenger RNA of Melospiza georgiana, 1108 nucleotides long. RefSeq names its product hydroxypyruvate isomerase (putative) (gene HYI). Gene Ontology annotation, molecular function: hydroxypyruvate isomerase activity. NCBI's taxonomy places the organism in Eukaryota, Metazoa, Chordata, Aves, Passeriformes, Passerellidae. The transcript has 6 exons. Gene Ontology annotation, biological process: glyoxylate metabolic process. The coding region runs from base 1 to 1068 and encodes 355 amino acids. The record is from RefSeq and is a predicted model, not a curated record.